GGGGGAAAGAGACGAGCAUAGGUUCCUCCCAAGAUGCCACCCGCUUCAUUCAAGUGUCUGGCAGCACUGUGUUCCUGUUAGAGCCACCAGCACAAGCACCAGACGAUGCUGAUCCAGGUGAAGGCCCCAGUGCAGCAGCAACAGCACAUGAUGGAGACGAUGAUGAGGAGGAGACCAUCUCUCUGGAUUCCAGAAGGCAUGAGGACCCAGAUGCUAUACAGUGGGAAAACCAGCCUGGCAACAUAGUGCGUAUUAAUAAAAGGACACCACAUCCUGCCAAAUUCCAGCUGCGCUAAUUGUAUUGUGUUCACAGAGCUCACAAGCUAUCAGAAAGUUGUAUGGCAACCACCUCCGGCGCCAAAUAGAACUGGCAGACAUAGACAUUCAGUACAAGAAGAAAAAGAUGGAAAAUCUUGCACUGGAGUCCGAAAUAAAAAAGAGGACAAUUAGGAAACUGAACCUUGAAAUAAAAAAACUUGAGAGGGAGCUCCAAGAAGAUGACACAGCUCAAAAUAAAAAUUAGGUAUAUUCUCGUAAAGUCAAGUGAGCCAUGACAUAUGAGCUCUUAUUGUGAGCACACAGGACGGUGGCAUCUUUCUAAGGUUUUUUUAUUUUCCCAGCAAUCAGUACAACCAAGUCAUCGUUAUAAGGCAUCGCCCUCUUUUGCCCACCCCCAGCACCAGGUGUGGCCACUAGCCUAUAUGAAGGCCCAAAAUUGUGUGUUCCUUUCUGCUCUGACAAUGGCAUGCCCAGUCGUGCGAGAUGUGGUGGAUGAAGAAGCACUUGUUCUGAGGAGAGCCUUCAGGCGAGAAAGGGUCUUCAGGGACCGGUUGGACCCACUGGCCUUCCCUGAUGACCAUCUAUAUGAAAGAUACAGGUUUUCUGCAGAUGGCAUCAGGUAUCUAUGCAGACUACUGGGUCCCAGGAUUAAGCACCGCACUGCACGGAGCCAUGCACUGAGUGUGGAGCAAAUGGUUUGUGUGGCCUUGAGCUUUUUUGCUAGUGGAGCCUUCCUGUACUCAGUGGGGGAUGCAGAACAGCUGAACAAGGCCACAAUUUGCCGCACAAUAAGGAGUGUGUGUCUGGCUAUCAAAGCAUUAGCAGAUGUCUUCAUCUCCUUCCCUGGCCACAGAAGACUCUGUGACAUCAAAGAGGAGUUCUAUAGGAUUGCAGGUUUCCCCAAUGUCAUUGGUGCAGUGGACUGCACACACAUAAGGAUAAAAGCCCCCUCAGGUGCCCAUGAGGCCGAUUUUGUGAAUAGGAAAUCCUUUCACAGCAUUAAUGUUCAGAUGGUCUGCAAUGCUGACUGUGUGAUCAGCAAUGUUGUGGCAAAAUGGCCUGGCUCAGUCCAUGACUCCAGAAUCUUUCGGGCCUCUGAAAUCUAUCACAAGGGGAAUUCUCUGGUGUGUUGCUGGGAGACAGGGGGUAUGGCUGCCAGCCUUUUCUCCUGACACCUUUCACAGACCCCCAGGAAGCACAGCAGGCCUACAACCAUGCCCAUGCCAGGGCCAGAGUUGAAAUGACCUUUGGCCUCCUGAAGGCACGCUUUCACUGCCUUCACAAAUUAAGGGUCAGCCCUGUUAGGGCAUGUGAUAUUACUGUGGCUUGUGCUGUCCUCCACAAUGUGGCCUGCCUGAGGAAGGAGAGGGCCCCCAGAGUGCCACCAGCCAUGGACUGGGACAAUCCGGCAAUCUUCCCUGAUGACGACAGUGGUCGGCUGCUGAGGGACCAAUAUGUGUUGAAUUAUUUUAGUUAGUAUGUGUGCUUUCAAUUUUGGUUAAAUAUGUCCUGCGGUGGCAGAGGAAUUUGGGUUUUUUUGGGUUCGUUUUUUGAUGAAUUUGGCCUCUUAUGAUGUUUGUGCGGUAUACUGUGUGUAAUACAAGGCUGCAGGGAGGCUACUGCAUCCAUUCAUUUGUCUGUUCAGUUGAUGUGUAUGGAUUUGUCCUGCAUUUAUUUUAGUGUGCAGACAUGCAGGGUGUGUUAUAUACAGACCUUUGAAUGUGUAUGUAUCAUUUUGUAUAAUAUGCUUGGAUUCUGUGCUUUCCAUCUUGUAGAGUCACUGUCUUCAGUUUCGAAAGGAGCUGAUGGUUUACCUGCUUUGUUUUGUCCUUAUUCAAUAAAGGAACAUAAUGUUA
Oncorhynchus masou masou (cherry salmon) is the source of this 2135-nucleotide messenger RNA. RefSeq names its product putative nuclease HARBI1. The record is from RefSeq and is a predicted model, not a curated record. NCBI's taxonomy places the organism in Eukaryota, Metazoa, Chordata, Actinopteri, Salmoniformes, Salmonidae. The transcript is spliced from 8 exons. The coding region runs from base 558 to 1451 and encodes 297 amino acids.